CAUGUUUUUCAAUGCGCAUCAUCUUCUGCGCAGGUUUGGGAGGUCGCUCUUCCCCUGCACAGCUGUGUACAUUUCCUUAAAGACGUCCGAUUCCUCCUCCCUCCGGCCUUGGACGACGUCUUCGACAAGCGGGGACGCAUGAAGAAGAGUUUCUGCUCGCGUUGCAUCAAGUUUGGUUGAUCUGCGACCUUGCAUUGUGGAGAACGAGCUCGUUUUGUGCGGGAGGGAAGCCCCGAUCGAGCGUAGGAGCCCACCAUGAUCUGUCUAUUUCACUGUUGAUUUCAUCAACAAGAGGUGCGAAGGGCGACCCUCCAACUAAGGACUGAUGCAAUAACAACAUACAUGGACCGUACGCAACCUUCAACGCUCGCCACAACGAUAUAAAGUUGUGAAACUGUAAUAAUUGAAACAUUCGCGGAAUCGGACAUGAGUACCAAGAGCGAUACCUCGCCAGGUGCGGAAGGAAACGACCCCCCGCCGACCCCGACAGUGAAAGAAAAGAAGACUUCGGUCCCCGCGUUCGAUAUAGGAAAGAAAACGUCCAUCGGAGGCAUGGAUCCGGCAAAGAAACAAGUGACGGUCGCUGUCGACGGGAAUAAGCCAAAGAAAACUGUGUCGAAGAAAAAGUCGGUCCCAGGAAUGGAUGUGACCAAAGAAUUCAAUCGCUGUAGAGAAGAAGGAGCCACCAGAUUAGACCUUAGCAAGAAAGUUAUAUCAGUACUACCGCCUUCCGUGAAGGAACUAACCCAGCUAGUAGAAUUCUACCUGUACGGGAACCGGUUACAAAGUCUACCGCCGGAGAUCGGACAUCUAGUCAACCUACAGACCCUCGCUCUGAGCGAGAACUCCCUCACAACCCUUCCAGACCAGCUAGUAAACCUGAAGAAGUUGAAGGUGCUAGACCUCAGACAUAACAAGUUGAAAGAGAUCCCAGAUGUGGUAUACAGGCUGACUUCGCUGCAGACCCUUUUCCUAAGGUUCAAUAGGAUCACAGUUGUCGGGGACGACCUGCAAAGAUUAACGAAAUUGACCAUGCUUAGCUUGAGAGAGAACAAAAUCCGAGAGCUUCCCGGGGGGAUCGGCCAGCUGGUCAACCUGAUCAACCUGGACGUCUCGCACAAUCACCUGGAGCACCUGCCUGCAGAAAUUGGGAACUGUGUACAGAUGUCAUCACUAGACCUCCAACACAACGAGCUUCUGGAUCUACCAGAGACCAUAGGCAACCUCAAGUUACUCAGUAGACUAGGACUAAGGUACAACCGGUUGGCCUCAGUACCCAAGUCCUUGAGCAACUGUACAGAGAUGGAAGAGUUUAAUGCAGAGGGAAACAACCUGUCAUCGCUACCGGAGGGGUUGUUGUCCAGCCUUGUCAACAUGUCCAGUCUGACCCUCGCUAGGAACAACUUCAGCUCAUAUCCCAUUGGUGGACCAGCCCAGUUUGCCACUGUCUAUUCGAUCAACAUGGAGCAUAACCACAUCAACAAGAUUCCGUUUGGCAUCUUCUCUCGUGCCAAGUACCUGACCAAGCUGAACAUGAAGGACAACCAGCUUACAUCCCUGCCUCUAGAUGUGGGGACGUGGGAGAACAUGGUGGAACUGAACCUGGGCACCAACCAGCUGCAGAAGCUGCCUGAAGACAUUCAACAUCUCACCAACCUGGAGACACUCAUCCUCUCCAACAACCUGCUCAAGAAGCUGCCCCGUGGCAUCGGCAACCUCAGGAUGCUGCGUGUUCUGGAUCUAGAGGAGAACAGGCUGGAGUCCCUGCCGACAGAGAUAGCAUACUUGAGGGACUUGAACCGACUGGUGGUCCAGUCCAACCAGCUGACGACCAUGCCCCGAGCGAUCGGUCACCUGACCAACCUGACGUACCUGGGUGUGGGGGAGAACAACCUACAGCAGAUUCCAGAGGAGAUAGGUACAUUGGAGAACCUUGAGCAGCUGUACCUGAACGACAACACCAACCUGCACAGCCUGCCCUUCGAGCUGGCCCUGUGUGGUAACCUCCAGAUCAUGAGCAUCGAGAACUGUCCCCUCAGUCAGCUGCCCCCAGAGAUAGUCAGCGGUGGACCAUCCCUUGUCAUCCAGUUUCUGAAAAUGCAGGGUCCAUACAGACAGAUGGUGGCAUAAGGGCCUCUACGGUCAGCCAAAACUUCACGGAAGACGGGAAUGGAAAGAAGAAAACAAACGAGGAUGAACGAGAAUGAAGUUAAAGAAGAAAGGGACAGAGAGAAGGGCAGUUAUAAACGAUAAACAGUACAACUAUUUAUUUUCUGGAUGUACUUGUGGCUAUAAUGGUUUGAGAAUUGUUUCCCACAAGAAGAGAAGAAGAAGAAGGUAUUUGGUCGGUUACAAAGAAUAGGACAAGUUUUAAGCAGUGCUGCUUUACUUUUAACUCACUGUUAUAUAUCAUAUUAUAAGGGAACAAAACAUCACAUGCAGUGACCUGAAGGACAAAAAAGGGGAAACAACAACACCUAUAGAGUCACCAUUUUACAACUAGUGAGCCCUGCAAAUGCAAUGUACAAUAACAGAAUCAUCCAAGUAUACACUACAAAUAAACUAUGAAAUAUAGCCUAGAAAUGAAGAGAAAAACAGGGCACAAUGUUGAAGACUUUCGAAAGCAUAGGCAGUGUUACUCUCUCUCUCAGGCUGGUGAAGAAGUGAAAUUCAAGAAACUCUCGUAAACAAGAAGUUGUGAGAAUAUACAAGUUUGAAAGAAGUGCAGAUCAUGCAAGGAGGGAAAGUGUUGAUAGGUGCAGUUUUCAAGGGUCUUUUUUUCAGUUUCAGAACCUUUAGAAGCCGUAGUUUGAAAUGAGAAUGGUACAUCGCUGCUUUAUUAAUAUAUGAGCCAGAAAGCCAAUUUUGCCAUAGAUUUGCCACAAAGACACACAAGCUUUUAAUCUAGCUUCUUCAAUGCUUAAUGGAAGGGAGAAUGGUUUUUAGUUUAACAGUUUCUACUUUGUACAAUGUUUUUUAGGUGGAAGCUUAUACAUGUACACACCUACCAGGUUAUCAAGCAAGAAUGGGAUGGUGAAUUGUGGACUUUCUCUAAUUCAACUUUUCAUCAACAAUUGAAUAUAAAGAGCUUGUGAAUCAUUCAUAUCUAAUUUGAAGGGAAAUGAAGGACCAAUCCCAGGGUCUGUAUCCUAUUAGUCCUUGAAAUAGCAUGGCACAAGUCAGACAGCUUCUGAUACAUUGUUGAACUUCAAACGGUGCCCCCUUGCAUGUAAGGCACACACUGCAGGGUUUACAAGGCAUGUUCUGUGUGUGUCAAAUUUCAUAUUAGCUUCCAACAAAUGAUGACUUCACAAUUUGAGUUUUGCCUGUUUUAAGAUCUAGAGUAAGUCUCUCUUUCCACAGAGAUUUAAAUGUUUCCCUUUCUUCUAAAUUGUUACCAAACAAUACAUUGUGCAGGUACAUAUUGAAGAAUUAAAAGUGGACCCCAUCGGAAAUUACAACCUUUACAAGUGAAGAGCUUUGUCUGGGUGUUUCAAACCUUUUCAGAAAGCUUCAUACACAACAAAAGAACAAUCCCAUAGCUGCUGUCUCAUUGGUUAAACCACAAAUUGCCAUAUUCUCAUUGGUUGAACUGCUAAUUGUGAUUGGCAGUCAAGAUCAGGCUAUCAAAAUAUUUGCAUUUGUAAGAUUAUAUCUUUUCUGGAAUGAUUUUGCUCCUUAUAAUCCUGAAUCUCACAUAUUAUAAUUUGUAAAAAAGUUUUGUCCAAGACUCAGUAAUAUGGUGUAUGUCUUUCUUCCUUGAUCAAACCAAGAAUUGACAUAAUGAAGUAACAUGUGAAUAUUAGUUUUCUAUGACCUUGCUCAACUUCUAUUGCCAUUACUUCAGUACGUUUCCUUGCACUCGUAAUCUAGUAUGACAAUUUUCCAAUUGGAAAUGAGUCUAGAUCCUCACUGAUAAUGCAAAACUGUAUCAGCACAAAAUUCAUAAGUAGACAAAUUGAUAUAGGUUCGUCUUUUAGGGCUCAAAUUUUUUAAGUGUCUGAUGGUAAUGGUAUGCAAGUUAAUGCAACUUAUGUUAUUAGAAUAGCCUGCAACGAAAUACAUUCAAAAUUUAUAGCAGGUACUGAAGAAUUAAUAAAGAACUAUCUGUUUCGCAUAUUGUCAGUAACAUAGAACUUUUAUGUACAUUUUAACGUAGAGAUUUAUCCUGUGUAUUUUUUUGUUCAUAUCAGUCAGUCUUGCAAUAUUUUUUUCGAGUUACACUUCUGACUUAAACAGCAAGUUGAAAAUGUAUUAUUGUCUAUUGUACAGAAUUUUAUCAACAAUAUCAUGAUUUUCUUUGCAAGGCUACGCUUUGUCAGCUUAUUAUACGGGACAGGGUACUAAGAUUGUAACUUUGCAAAAAGAGAUGGUAUACAUUGUUAUGGGAAAAAUCUUUUAGAAUACAGGAUUCAGACCUAUAUGUGCAUUGAAAGGUAUAUAAAAAUUCAGAAAAGCAUGAACGAAAAGAAACAAUUAGAUGAUUGUAAAGGCUUGUGUAACAAUAAUUGCCAUCUCUCAUUAGAAUAUUGUUUCAUGUGAACUCUUUUUAUUCCACCAUAUCUCAAAUUAUGAACGAAUUUUACACAUAAGCUGCCCCCCUCCCCCACGUUGGACAACCAACAUGGUAGGAACAUGUUGACCAAUGGAACUGCUUCUUCCAGACUAGGAGUAAGGGUAAGGAGUUGUUGACCAAUGAAGUUGCAUCUUACAUACUAAGUAUGUACCUGUAUCAGAAAAAAGCAUGAUGGAAAUGGAAUUCUAUCGCCAUACGUUUAGCAAGCCUCCUGUGUACAUGUAUGGGCUGACUUAUAACAGCCAAAAUGCAAGAAAAAGACAGACAAAAACAUUGCAGCAGCUAUAAAGGUGGGCAACAUUAACGUUAACUGUCAUUUUUAUUUUCUUACCAUAUCUAAUUUGCAAUCUCGUGGACAUUGGACGAAACUAUUUUGAGAAAUUUUAACUGCCAGAAAAGUCGAGUCUAUGUUGAGUAGCACUUUUUGUACAGUAAAUAUUUUACUGUUAUGUAUACAAUAUAAUAUUCAUACGUGCUAUCACCACCUGCACCCUUUUUUAAGAGAUCCAAUUGUGCCAUUUUACGAAGCAUUUUGAUAGACAUAGAUCCAGCCUUUAUGUGUAAAUACUAAUUAUGCUAUUCCUUAAAUGUAUCGGUACGAUUUUAAUUUUACCAAAUUUCGGGCAUAUGUGCUGAUAGAUCUUCAAAAAUUUUUGCAAGUCGAGGAAGAAAGGGUAGAAAUUUUCGUGGGGCAUUGUACAUGUAGACCUUGGUCACUUAAUGUAGAAGUGUAAGAAGGUAUUAGCAUCCAGCCAUAUGAUUAUCAAUUAAAAUUAUAUGUUGUGUCGGAAGAAUACAAGAAUAAAUGGCUUUUUAUUACAAA
Branchiostoma floridae (Florida lancelet) is the source of this 5399-nucleotide messenger RNA. RefSeq names its product leucine-rich repeat protein SHOC-2-like. Bases 427 to 2130 code for a protein of 567 amino acids. NCBI's taxonomy places the organism in Eukaryota, Metazoa, Chordata, Leptocardii, Amphioxiformes, Branchiostomatidae. The record is from RefSeq and is a predicted model, not a curated record. Gene Ontology annotation, molecular function: protein binding. The transcript has 15 exons.